Molecule: messenger RNA, 3609 nt
Organism: Beta vulgaris subsp. vulgaris (sugar beet)
Lineage: Eukaryota; Viridiplantae; Streptophyta; Magnoliopsida; Caryophyllales; Amaranthaceae
Exons: 2
Coding region: 662-3358 (898 amino acids)
Source: RefSeq, a predicted model, not a curated record
CAAAAGUCAAUGAAAAAAUCAUUUACCAAAUAUGGCAUAUAUGUGGUGUUUUUUCAUAAUAUUGUACAAUUAUUUAAGCGUACAAUGCAUCAUACCGAUAAUUAGCUUCUUAAGUGACUUCAUAAUAGUCUUCCAUUCAAUGAAAAUAUUUCAAAUUUUUUUUUGAAGGGAAAAUAUUUCAAUUUUUUUAAAAUACUUCAAAAAAAAUUGUAAAUUUUUCAUUUUACUGCAAGUUAAAAAUCUUAACGAGAUAAACGGUGGAGGGAAAAUGGAGAAUAUACCGAAAGUGAUAUCCUUUAUCACGAAUACCAACACUGCAACACACACACUCUCUCAACAAAAAACACUGUCAACAAAAAACACAAUAUUGUAAUCCCCAAAAGUGAAAUCAACAAUCAUAAAUCAACGGCAAAAGAAAAAAAAAAAACCUCCCUCACAAAUCCCUUUCCUUUUCCACCACUUUUCAACACACAAAACAAACACUCCCUCUGUUUUCCUGUAUAUCCGGCCCCUGUUACUCACUCAAUCAAACCCCCUUUUUUCCAUUUUCCACCAUUUUUCUUCUUCUUUCUCUCUCCUCACUCAUCUUCAACACUAACAUAUGAAAAAACAAACAAAAAAACAUUAUUAGCUUCUAAAUUUCAUUACAUAGUACAUAACAAUGGAAGAAGAAGAUGCAAAUUUAUUUAGAAAACCCCAUUUUUAUCACCAAAAUCAUAAUGCUAAAUUUCAACCAAAUCCCAGAAAUAAAAGUUCUGGAACAUGGAAGAAUUUAAACUUUGGGAAUGGAAAUUUAGGUGUGGAGAAUUCUGGGGUUUUCAUUCCUUCACCUGCAGUUAAUUCUGCAAUGUCAUUUCCUGAUAGUGAUUUUGGUUCAAGGUCUAGAAUAUACAAUGAUGAGACUGAAAGUUGGAGUGAAUCACCAAACUUGCAAAAUGGAAACAGUAAUCAUUUCAUUCCCUCGGCUGCGAGUUCGGCUUCAAUGCCAGCUUGUGUAGGUGAUUUUGCUUCAGCAAUUCAAGAAUCAAUGAGUGCAAAGUUCAAUCAUGCAUGGUCUUAUGUGAAGAAACAGGAUGAGAUGAGAUCAGAAGAAAACAACAAUGUGGCUUUAGGUGGGGAAAAUGCCAACAAUUUCAUGCCUUCAGCUGCAUUUUCGCCAUCAAUGCUUACUUCUGCAGAUGGUUUUGCUUCAUCAGCUCAAAUUUUAAAGAGUGCAAAAAUCAAUCAUGGCCGGUCUUCUCCAAAGAAAAAGGAAGCGAUGAGAUCAAAAAACAACAAUGUGGCUUUGAGUGGGGAAAACACCAACAGUUUCAUGCCUGCAGCUGCAUUUUCGCCAUCAAUUCCCACUUCUGCAGAUAGUUUUGCUUCAUCAGCUCAAACUUCAAAGAGUGCAAAAAUCAAUCAUGGCCGGUCUUCUCAGAAGAAAAAGGAAGAGAUGAGAUCAAAAAACAACGUGGCUUUGAGUGGGGAAAACACAAACAGUUUCGUGCCUUCAGCUGAAUUUUCGCCAUCAGUUCCCACUUCUCCAGAUGGUUUUGAUUCAUCUGGUCAGAGUAUAAAGAGUGCAAAAAUCAAUCAUGGCCGGACUUCUCCAAAGAAAAAGGAAGAGAUGAGAUCAACAAACAACAAAGUGGCUUUGAGUGGGGAAAACACCAGCAAUUGCAUGCCUUCAGUGCCAGCUUCUGCGGAUGAUUUUGUUUCACCAAUUCAAGAAUCAAAGUGUGCAAAAUUCACUCAUGGGUCAUCCUUCAAGAAAAAGGAUGAAAUGAGAUCAGAAGAGAACAAAUGUGUGGUUUUGGAUGAGGAUUAUGCCAAUAAUUUCAUGCCUUCAGCUGCAUCUUUGCCAUCAAUGCCUCCUUCUGCCAACUAUCUCUCAUCAUCAGUUCAGGAAUCAAAGAGUGCAAAAUUCAGUCAUGGAUCUUCUCUCAAGAAAAAGGAUGAGAUGAGAUCAGAAAGCAGCAAUGUGGCAUUGGGUGGAGAAAAUGCCAACAUUGUCAUGCCUUCAGCUGUAUUUUCGCCUUCAUUGCCCAUUUCUGCAGAAGAAUUUGCUCCUUCAGUUAAAGUAUCAAAAAGUGCAAAAUUCAAUCAUGGCAAGAAUAAGGAGGAGAUGAGAUCAGAAAGCAACAAUGUGGCUGUCGUUGGAAGUUUUCAGGAGGAGAUUAAUUCUUAUACCCUCAACUUUGAUGGCCCACUUUCAGGUGGUAAAUCGAAGCUGGAGAAUGGAAAUUCGGGUGGUGAAAUUCUCGAUUUUUUCAAGAACACAGUUGAAGUUCUGUCUUCAGUAACAGCUCCUGUUAAUGAGUUUGCUUCAUUGGUUAAAUCUUCAAAGGAUGGAAAAUGCUGUAAUGGUGUUAUUGUUAAGAAGGACGAGGAGAGAUUGGAAAAGAUGAACGAGCAAACCUCAAUACCAGAGAGAUGGGAUAGUGACUGUUUUGUGAUACCAUCAUCAGAAAACAAUGAUAUGAGAGAGUUAUUGCAAGACAAUCCCUCUCCUUCACUGAUUGAUUCCUCAGAAGCACCGUCAUCAGCAGGAUCAAGUACUAGAAUGUCUUGUCAUGAGGAAGGAUCACCGCGGAAUAGAGUGGAAGAAAUAGACAUCUCUGAAAUAAAAGAUGUUCUUGGAGAGAAUGACUCCUAUAAGCCUUCAACACCUUCACCACCACCACAAGUUCAAACACGAAGAAAUGAUGAUGUAGCAUCGUCUGUUGAAUCGAGCUCUAGGGCCCUUGAAAUUCGAUCUUUGCUUAACGAUGAUGAUGCUCAUGGAUCACCUCCUACACCAGGGAGAAGGAAAGCUUUGUCGAGGGCAUCCCAUUCUAGGAGGUUUAGUUGUGGGUUCUUUGAUAGAGAUCUAAGGAAGAGCUUCAAGGAAGAGGCAAAGGAAGCAAACAAGAAAACCAAGGGAGAUCAUCAUCAGUUUCCCAGAGGAGGGAAAUGCGGUGCUUGGGAUUGCUUGAAGUUGGAUGUAAAACCAACUCUGAAUAAGGCUGUUUUGAAGGGUAAAUCUGUAAGAACAAUUAAGCCAAAAGACACUCACCAAGAACAGAAGUGCGAGGAAAAUAAUGAAAUGGUGCUUAUAAAAAUUGGAAUCAGUGAAAAGAGAGCGAAUUCUGAUGGUAGAAAAGGUGAAAAGCUUCAAGAAAUUAGUGGUACCUCCAUUAUUGUGGGAUUGAACUCGAAACAGAAUUCGAAUGGUGCCACUGCUGUACUUGUUGAUGAAGUUAAGGAGGAGGAGAAUGAUAGCGAGAUUGAUAGGAAGGCUGACGAGUUCAUUGCCAAGUUUAAGCAGCAAAUUAGACUUCAAAAAGUUGCUCCAAGGGGUGACUCGAGCAGACAACAUAGAAAUUCCGCAAAUUAAUCUUGAAGCUGAUAAAAUUGUCUGUGAUUCAUAUGAAUUGAUUUGUGUUUACUUUCCAAUUUAUUAGUCUGCAUAAAUUAUUUUUUCUUUCCAUGUUUUUUCCCCAAGCUUGCAUUAUGGAGUAUUGAUCUGAUCACUUGCGAAAAUGCUGUAUUGCUGUCAUGAUAUGUUAUGUAGCUUAGUUUUAUAACAGCUACUUAAUUACUAAAAAUAUGUUCAGAUUAUUUAUGAAAUAUCCUUGCUUAGUUGUA